Messenger RNA from Ogataea parapolymorpha DL-1, 1398 nucleotides. RefSeq names its product Splicing factor 3B subunit 2. Lineage: Eukaryota; Fungi; Ascomycota; Pichiomycetes; Pichiales; Pichiaceae. Bases 1 to 1398 code for a protein of 465 amino acids. The transcript has a single exon. Gene Ontology annotation, cellular component: catalytic step 2 spliceosome; U2 snRNP; U12-type spliceosomal complex. Gene Ontology annotation, biological process: mRNA splicing, via spliceosome. The record is from RefSeq and is a predicted model, not a curated record.
AUGGUUCACAAAACCAAAAACCAGCUCCGAAGGGAACGGGCGAAACAGAGGAAGGGCUUGCCUGGGACUGUCCAGCGGCAGCUUCCCGAAAUCAAAACCGACGUAGAUGAGGUGGAAGCACCGGACUCCCCUGUGGACGUGGUUGUGGAAGACGCCCCAGUAGACGGUUUUGCUGACUACCAGGCUAUUUUUGAUAAAUUCAAUAAGCCAAGGGAAUCACCAACUGCGGAAGGACAUGACAAUGAACAGAAAACAGAAGAGACGAAGUCGGAGUACGAGGGUUUUGAGAAAGAUGAUCUCCCCGAGCAGCUGUCAAAACGUCAGUUCAAGAGGAAAUACCAGAUCCCAUUGGCAUACUUGAAAGCUGAGUCGGACAAGCCUGAACUUCUGGAGAUGGCAGACGUUAAUUCUCCAGACCCGCGACUUCUCGUGUAUCUGAAGACACUCCACAAUGCGAUUCCUGUUCCGCAACACUGGGGCGCUGCUAAAGGCUUUUUAAUGGGCAGAAGAAAUUACGACAGACCUCCUUACCAGUUGCCCAAAUUCAUUGCUGAUACGGGAAUCAUACAGAUGAGGAGCUCUAUGAAUGAUAAAGAAACAACCCUGAAACAACGAAUGAGAGAAAGAGUUCAACCACGUAUGGGUCAACUGGACAUCGAUUUCAACAAAUUAUACGACGCAUUUUUCAAAAACCAGACGAAGCCGGAUCUCCUGCGCUAUGGAGAAGUCUAUUUCGAAGGUUUGGAGAGCAUCGAGCUCCUUGGUCCGUUCAAAGUCAGCAAAUAUCGUCCAGGUGUGAUGAGUGCUCGGCUCCGUGAAGCUCUGGGCAUGAUUGGACCCAAAUCGAGAUUGCCACCAUGGUAUGAGAAGUUUCAAAAGCUUGGACCGCCGCCAGCUUAUCCUUAUAUGCGUAUCAACUCGGACGGGACUGUCUCUUUUGACAACGACCAAAGAACUGUGGUCAAUAGAGCAGAGCCUGUGGAUCGCACCAGAUGGGGAGAACUGGAAGAAAUAUAUGAAAGCGAGAGCGAAGAGGAAGCAGACCAAGGGGAAGAGGAGGAAGAGAAAGAACAGCGCACCUCACGAACUGAACAAGAGUCGGAUACACAGUAUGUCGCUUCUGCAGGAGAUGUGUUCAUUGAUAGUCUUGAAGCUAAAAAUGUUCCAUUAAACAACUCUCAAGUACAACAGGACGCCAACGAAAAUGAUGAUGGGUACCCUAAGAAGCUCUACACAGUUUUGAAGGAGAAAAAGGGUGGUCAGCACGAGAGCAUCUACGGCUCUGAAACCCUCGCAUACGAUUUGAAACGCACCGGAGACGAGGAGUCUGUGCCACCUUCGAAGAGGCGCAAGGAACUACACAAUCACGAAAAGAAGGAAGAGAAAUUUAGAUUUUGA